AAAUCCAGAGAGCAGGAAGUGUGAUGUGGCUUUGACUCCCAACAAAAUGUCGGCCAUUUUCAACUUCCAGUCACUGCUGACAGUGAUUCUCCUCUUAAUCUGUACCUGUGCCUACAUCAGAGCUCUGGCUCCCAGCCUGCUAGACAAGAACAAGACUGGGCUUCUAGGAAUUUUCUGGAAAUGUGCCAGAAUAGGUGAGAGGAAGAGUCCCUGGGUGGCUUGCUGCUGUGUCAUCAUGGCUUUCAGCAUACUGUUUCUACAGUAGCAGUCCAAAGAAAAUCACAAAUGGAAACAUUGGGGAAAUGAACAGACCACAAGGCAUGGACAAAUACAAUUCUAGAAGCACAACAAGAACUCCAGUGGCUGUCACUUAGAUAAUGUAAAAACGGAGACCCAUCACCACUCACUGUUGGCACGAUGAGAGAAAAUGUGUCUGUGUGGGAGGAGGGGAGAGCAGAUAGCCCCAGAGUGUGUCUAGAUCCCUUCCUGGACGUCGAGGUCUGUCCUUGUGUUUGGUUAGGUGGAAUGUUUACUCCGGAUGCAUGUGUGUGGGGGGGGCCAAUGCUUUCUAUUAUCUGCCAUUUAGUUUAAAGGAAAUAAUUCACAUUCUGACAUCAUUUGUGGGAUCAAAUGAUAUAUUGUUUGUCCACAUAUUUCAAACAGUCGCUUAAAAAGAUUUUUUUUUCCUUUUGAGUUAGUCACGUUUGCAUCUACCUGUUUGAAAUUCUUCAUAUCUCAUGAAUGUUUUGUGUUACAUGUGGACAUAAAGGUGUGACUAUGAAUCAUCUCACCACCCCCUUUGUAACCGGUGCCCUUUUUGUUGUAUCUUGAAAUGAUGAUCGUAACCCACAGCAAACAAAAUGGUAUUAUAGCUCUUCAGCUGUCGUACAUAUAAAGAGCUCAUGUUUUUAAAGCCAGUCAGUUUGCCGCUAUUUAUUAAAGAACCUUUUUGGAGA
Scomber scombrus (Atlantic mackerel) is the source of this 956-nucleotide messenger RNA. RefSeq names its product transmembrane protein 167A (gene tmem167a). Gene Ontology annotation, biological process: protein secretion; intracellular transport. Lineage: Eukaryota; Metazoa; Chordata; Actinopteri; Scombriformes; Scombridae. The transcript has 4 exons. The coding region runs from base 47 to 265 and encodes 72 amino acids. The record is from RefSeq and is a predicted model, not a curated record.